Schistosoma turkestanicum is the source of this 1923-nucleotide messenger RNA. The record is from the annotation of a GenBank genome assembly. NCBI's taxonomy places the organism in Eukaryota, Metazoa, Platyhelminthes, Trematoda, Strigeidida, Schistosomatidae.
AGUAAACUGAUUCUGUUCAGAUAGUUGUUAGACAUGGGCGUGAACAGCUUUGAGCAUAAUUUAAAGGGUGGGAUUAUACACAUAUUGAAAUAACAUCUAAAUAGGAUCACUUAUUUCGUAAAUAAACAUAAAAUGGAAAUUCAUAGUCUCAUAUAAUUGAGUACAAAUAUGCAUUAUUAUUGUUUUAGAUUGGCUGAGAAAACAUAUUUAUGAAGAAAUCAAAAAACACAUGAUAUAAAUAAAAUUCAAGGUGAAUAUAAUGAUCAACAUGUUGAAGAAAUGUCAUUUUGUUUACUCUUAUCUGAAUCAUUUACGGUGAACACACCCAAACUGGUAUUUUUUUUCUGUUGAUUAUUGAAAGCAUAAAAAGUGGAUCGACUAAAUACUUUGAAGAAUGACUUUAAAAUGUCAAGCCGAUUCUCGAAAUGAAUAACCGAGUCAAUGGAGAUUGGGAAUUAAUAAAUUAAAACAAUCAGUGAGACAAUCAUUAUGCUGUUAUAUAUUGUCAGUUAUUUAUUCCGCUGUACAAAUUAUCGUUUACGUUCAAGAAAAUGCAAAUUUCUUUGUAUCAUUAUGCUUAGUAUAUUUUGGCUAUCAGUUAUUUGGUUAUUAAUAACCUUAUACAUGCAAGAAGAUUAUCAAUUAUUUCAUUAUCCACCAAAUAUAAAUCUAUAUCAAAUUUAUGAAAAAGAGAAAUUACACAUUAAUUCAAGUUUAUCACCUUUAUGGAAAAUAAUAUUUCCUCUUUCGUCUAAUUAUACAGAACAAUGUAUAUUUCAACAUCAUAAGUGUAAUAAUAAUAAUAAUAAUAAUUCCUCGUUAUUUCAGUCAUCAAAAUGUCAAACUGUUGAUAUUCUCUUAGUUAUUCGAUCACACGUGAAUAAUUUUGACCAACGAGAUGCUAUUCGUCAAACGUGGGGAAAUCAACAAUGCUAUGAAAAUUUCGGUGUACAUGUUCGUAUUCUAUUCAUUUUAGGCAAGCAGAUUAACAAUAAUAAUGAUCAUGAUGGAAGAAACUAUAACAUGUUGAAAUAUUCUAUGCAGAAUAAAAAUGUUCAUUUUGACAGUAGUAGUAGCAGUACUGGUAGUAGUGGUAGCAUAGACACACUGCUGAAGCUACACUAUGAGUAUUUUAUUCAUCAUGAUAUUAUUCAAUUCGAUUUUGAUGAUAAUGAUUCCAAUUUAUUGAAUAAAUGGAUUGGUAGUAUUGAUUUUAUUGUGAAAUAUUGUAAAAUUAAUGAAAAAUCUUUUAUUUUACUUCUAGAUGAUAAUUAUUUUUUACAUCCAAUAAAUUUAAUACAACUACUACAUCGUAUUACACCUGAACAGUAUAGAAUUUAUGCAUCUGGACAUGUGAAACGUAUCUCUUAUCCAGUACGUAUUCCAUUCUUAUCUAAAUAUAUAUCAUUAUCAAAUUAUCCAUUUAAUAUUUAUCCACCUUAUAUAAUUAGUGGAACAAUUAUAUUAAGUAUGCCUGUUGUUCAAUUAUUACGUGUUGGAUUUAAUUAUGUUACAAAUAUUCCAUAUGAUGAUAUAUUAUUAGGAAUUAUAUUAUUAAAAUUUGGUAUUGGUCCUAUUCAUUUGAAAAAUAUUUAUAUAACUCAUAGUUUCGAUAUGAAGACACUUAAACGAUUGCAAUUUAUCAGUGUUCCUGGUUUCAAUGAACCUUCACUGAUUCACUCAUUGUGGUCAACUUUAAAUAUGAAUUAUGUUUGUAAAAUAAAAAUGGGAAAAUGAUAAGAUAUUUAAAUUAUAUUUUGUAUUAUGUUAGUGAUAUUAUAUUAUUUUUGAAGUACUUUUUAUGAGACUACAUUCUUCUUAUUGAUUUUAUUGAAGCUAGAUCUGUGGUUGUGAAUUUUGUAAAAAUAAAAAUAAAAAAAAGAAUAAACAUAUUUUUAAUGGUGACUAGUUCCUAAUAUACUA